Messenger RNA from Penicillium soppii, 4029 nucleotides. Its product is annotated as putative ABC multidrug transporter. Gene Ontology annotation, molecular function: ATP binding; ABC-type transporter activity; ATP hydrolysis activity. The coding region runs from base 1 to 4029 and encodes 1342 amino acids. Gene Ontology annotation, biological process: transmembrane transport. The record is from RefSeq and is a predicted model, not a curated record. The transcript has 13 exons. Lineage: Eukaryota; Fungi; Ascomycota; Eurotiomycetes; Eurotiales; Aspergillaceae. Gene Ontology annotation, cellular component: membrane.
AUGGAAACUCCAUCUUCAGGCACAGCGACCCCGGUCGAUCUGGAGCAAGGUGAUGGUCAAAUUCGCAAACGCCUGACAGUUACCUUCCGUGAUUUGAACGUUCGAGUAACAGCACCAGAUGCAGCCUUAGGAGACACAUUGUGGUCUGAGAUGGACCCGCGCCAACUUGGGGGAUUGCUGAAUCGGAGCAACAGCCCUAAGAGGACAAUUCUAAAAGAUGUCGGAGGCCAGGUAAAGCCAGGGGAAAUGCUUCUUGUGCUGGGACGCCCAGGCUCUGGAUGUACAUCACUCCUUCGAGUUCUCUCUAAUGAUCGCGAUAGCUUCGAUGAAGUCGCCGGUGAAACCCGGUUUGGAAGUAUGGAUCAUACAGAGGCCAAGCAAUUCCGCCAGCAGAUCAUGUUUAACAACGAAGAUGACCUUCACUUCCCGACCCUGACCGUCAACCGUACAAUGAAGUUUGCUCUCCGAAACAAGAUCCCCAACGAGCGGCCGGAAACUUUGAGAAACCGCAAAGAUUUCGUCCAGGACAAACGUGAUAGUAUUCUUGACUCGUUAGGGAUUGGACACACCAAGAAGAGCAUGGUAGGAAAUGAGUUCAUUCGAGGAGUAUCAGGAGGCGAACGUAAACGCGUUUCCCUUGCCGAAGUCCUCGCUGGUCAAAGUCCAGUGCAAAUGUGGGACAACCCAACGCGUGGAUUGGAUUCCAAGUCUGCUCUUGCAUUCGCUAAAAUGCUCCGAUCCGAGGCCGAUCGAAACGACAAGACAAUUAUUACCACUACGUAUCAAGCAGGCAACGGCAUCUAUGAUCAGUUUGACAAGAUUCUUGUACUAGCUGAAGGUCGUGUUACAUACUACGGUCCCCGAUGCACUGCCAGGGAAUAUUUUGAAAAUCUUGGAUUCAUAUGCCCAAAUGGCGCUAAUAUUGCCGACUUUUUGACCUCCGUCACCGUUCUUACUGAGCGUAUUGUCCGACCCGGUUGGGAAGAAAAGGUGCCCAGUACACCCGAAGAUUUCGAAUCCUGCUAUCAGAAUAGUCCCAUCUACAGAGAACAGAUGAAUGCUAUUGUGGAGCCCGACAAAUUGAGUUAUGAAACCGAAGAUCUCAAGCUGGCAGUGUCCAGUGAGAAGAGAAAACAACAUAUUCCGCGAAACAAAAGUGUUUAUACAGCAAAUCUCUGGGACCAGAUUGGCGCAUGCAUUACCAGACAGUUCCAGAUCAUGUGGGGAGACAAAUUCUCCCUUUAUGUGAAGACAAGCGCCUCGAUCUUUCUUCGCCCCGGUGUUUGUUUCUUCCCAGUUUUAUACUUCUUGUUGGAGUCUUUAUCCGAGACAACUGGAUCCUUUAUGGGGCGUCCAAUUCUCUCUCGUCAAAAGCGAUUUGGAUUCUAUCGCCCUACUGCGUUCUGCAUUGCCAAUGCCAUCACAGAUAUUCCGGUCGUCAUGUUCCAAGUUACUUGCUUCUCGCUAAUCCUAUAUUUUAUGGCUGCGCUGCAGAUGAAUGCCGGCAAGUUCUUCACUUUUUGGAUCAUUGUCAUUGUACAGACAUUGUGCUUCAUCCAGCUGUUCCGAGCUGUUGGGGCUGUUUGCAAAACGUUCGGAAAUGCAUCUAAGAUCUCUGGAUUGCUUUCCACUGUCUUCUUUGUCUAUGGAGGAUAUCUCAUUCCAUUCCAAAAGAUGCAUGUCUGGUUCCGUUGGAUCUUUUACCUCAAUCCAGGUGCUUAUGCAUUUGAAGCACUCAUGGCCAACGAAUUCGUUGGGCGUAAGCUCACCUGCAUUGAGCCUGAUUACAUCCCAUACGGUUCCCAAUAUUCCAGCUCAGCCUCUCCCCACCGUGGAUGCUCAGUGCUUGGAAGUGAUGAGAAUGGCAUAAUUGAUGGAGCGAAAUAUAUCAAAGAGCAAUACAGCUACUCUGUCCACCACAUCUGGAGAAGCUUCGGUAUCAUUGUCGGAUUCUGGAUCUUCUUCAUCGUCUUGACUUCUCUCGGGCUCGAGUUGCGUAACAGCAAAAGCGGGUCUUCUGUUCUACUUUACAAGCGCGGCAGUGAGAAGAAAAACAAGGAUGAUGAGGCCAAGAAGUCAAACUCAGCGGAGGAGACAGACGUGGGCGCCCUUCUAGGUUCAGUCAAACAAUCAACGUUCACGUGGAAGGACCUUGAUUACCAUGUUCCUUUCCACGGAGAGAAGAAGCAAUUGCUGAACAAGGUCUUUGGAUUUGUCCAGCCAGGAAAUUUGGUCGCAUUAAUGGGAGCCUCCGGAGCCGGAAAAACAACCCUAUUGGAUGUGCUUGCUCAACGAAAAGACAGUGGAGAGAUCCAUGGAUCCGUUCUCAUCGAUGGUCGACCAGUCGGUAUCAGCUUUCAGCGAACAACGGGCUACUGUGAACAGAUGGAUGUACACCUCGAAACGGCAACCGUUAAGGAGGCAUUAGAGUUCUCCGCCGUUCUUCGCCAGCCAUCUUCUGUCUCUUAUGAAGAAAAGAUUUCAUAUGUUGAGCAUAUAGUUGAUCUUCUUGAAUUGCGGGACAUCAGCGAAGCACUUAUCGGAGUUCCUGGUGCUGGACUCAGCAUUGAGCAGCGCAAGCGAGUCACUUUGGGCGUUGAACUCGUUGCUAAACCAACAUUGUUGUUCUUGGAUGAGCCAACAUCAGGUCUUGAUGGACAAAGUGCUUUCAACAUCGUGCGUUUCCUUCGGAAAUUAGUUGAUGGCGGCCAAGCUGUGCUCUGUACGAUCCAUCAACCAUCCGCAGUUCUGUUUGACGCAUUCGACGGGCUUCUCUUACUGGCAAAGGGCGGGAAAAUGACAUACUUCGGAGAGACUGGCAAAGAUUCAACCAAGAUUUUAGAUUACUUCUCUCGCAAUGGAGCGCCGUGUCCUCCCGAUACCAACCCAGCGGAGCACAUCAUCGACGUUGUUCAAGGAAGUGCCACCGACAAAACAGAUUGGGUCGACGUUUGGAACAAUUCUGAAGAGCGCAAGCAAGCCCUCGCCCAAUUGGAUGCACUGAAUGAAUCGAAAAAGGCCGAAGUGGACUAUGUCGAGGAUACUGCUGACUAUGCGACAUCCCACUGGUUUCAAUUCAAAACAGUCUCCAAGCGCCUCAGCAUUCAUAUUUGGCGGUCACCUGAUUACAUGUGGAACAAAUUUUUCCUGCAUAUUUUCGCCGGACUCUUCAGUGGAUUUACAUUCUGGAAGAUUGGAAGUGGCACAUUCUCUCUUCAAUUGCGACUAUUUGCAAUUUUCAACUUCAUCUUCGUUGCCCCGGGCUGUAUCAAUCAAAUGCAGCCUUUCUUUUUGCAUAGUCGUGACAUUUUCGAGACUCGAGAGAAGAAGUCCAAAACCUACCAUUGGAUGGCUUUCAUUGGGGCGCAGACCAUUACGGAGAUUCCAUACCUCAUUAUCUGUGCUACCUUGUACUUUGCGUGCUGGUACUUCACAGCUGGACUGCCUGUGGAGGCUAGCAUUUCUGGGCAUGUCUAUCUUCAGAUGAUUUUCUACGAAUUCCUAUACACAUCCAUUGGUCAAGCUAUCGCGGCAUAUGCUCCCAACGAGUAUUUUGCAGCCGUUAUGAAUCCUGUUCUGAUCGGUGCCGGUUUGGUCAGCUUUUGUGGCGUGGUAGUACCCUAUGCCUCAAUGCAACCCUUUUGGCGAUACUGGAUUUAUUACUUGGAUCCUUUCAAUUACUUGGUUGGUGGGCUUUUCGGUGAGGUGAUCUGGGAUGUCAAGGUCAAAUGUGAAGCAUCGGAAUUCGUGAAAUUCAGUGCACCUUCUGGUCAAACUUGUGGCCAAUACAUGGCCGACUUUCUGGCGGCCCAAACCGGAUAUCUGCUGGAUGAGAAUUCGACUGGAACAUGUUCAUUCUGUCAAUACUCUCAAGGUGCCGAUUACGCCAAAACAUUCAACCUCAAGGAAAAAUACUACUCGUGGAGAGAUACGGGUAUCACCGCCCUCUUCUGCAUUUCAACAUAUGCCUUGGUCUUUUUGAUGAUGAAACUCAGAAGCAAGAAGACCAAGAGCGCCCGCUCUGAAUGA